Molecule: messenger RNA, 1329 nt
Organism: Leopardus geoffroyi (Geoffroy's cat)
Lineage: Eukaryota; Metazoa; Chordata; Mammalia; Carnivora; Felidae
Gene: CST7
Product: cystatin F
Exons: 4
Coding region: 411-869 (152 amino acids)
Biological process (GO): positive regulation of myelination; negative regulation of microglial cell activation; immune response
Cellular component (GO): lysosome; endoplasmic reticulum; late endosome
Molecular function (GO): cysteine-type endopeptidase inhibitor activity
Source: RefSeq, a predicted model, not a curated record
UCCAACUCAGGAACGGUGAGAUAUGACCUGAGCCAAACAGGGUCCGCGGCUUAACCAACGCAGCCACCCAGGCGCCCCCGUUAUCUUUUUAAUGCGUUCUCUUCCAUGUAUGUUCUGAAGGUAGAAAAAUCACGAAGGUUUUGUUCAUUUCUCUUCCUCCUCCCCUUGCAAAUAAUCGGUUUAGAAACUUUUGUAAAGGAAGCGGUUGACUUGGUAGCCCAAAGAUGUGGAGGUGAGGAGCUUCUAGUCAAAAUGAUUCAGCAAGAAACCAUCACCGCCUCGCGCCGCCCCAGCCGGAGGCAGGCAGCCCCCACCCCGGCCUGGGGGCGGUUUGUAGGGCGGGGCCCCCCCUGCUCUCCAGCACUGGGCACCGACUCCCCCAGUGCGCACCGCUCUCCACGCAGGCAGCCAUGCGGCGAGCCCGGGAGCUGCUCGCCUUCUGCUGCCUGGUCUUGAGCACCACCGGGCGCCCUUCGCGAGUUCUGUGCUUCUCUCUUUCAGAUUUUUGUGCCCAGACCCUUAACUCAGAUGUGAAACCAGGAUUUCCUAAAACAAUAAACCCCAAUGACUCAGCAGUCCUCAAAGCGGCCAGACACAGCGUUGAAAGGUUCAACAACUGCACAAAUGACAUCUUCUUGUUCAAGGAGUCCCACAUCAGCAGAGCCCUGGUCCAGAUUGUGAAGGGUCUGAAGUACAUGCUGGACAUGGAGAUUGGCAGAACUUCUUGCAAGAAGACCCAGCACCCUAGUCUAGACAACUGUGACUUCCAGACCAACCACACCUUACAACGGACUUUCAGUUGCUACUCUGAAGUUUGGGUCAUCCCCUGGCUCCAGAGGUUCGAGGUGCCCGUCCUCCACUGUCAGUGACUUCCACCUCACAGCAAGACUGCACCUGUGUUUACUGUGCUCAGUCACAGCCCUGUCCUGGCUGUCACAGACCCUUGGACCUUCUAUAGGAGCUCAGCAGUGAGCAGAAGUGCCCACAGGUUCACUGCAAAGUAGCCGGAGUGGAAGAAAAAGAUACUGCCCCUGGCUAGAUUAUUUCACUUUUUUUUUCUACACUUCAUUUUACUAAUGCUGUGUCCCAGACAGAUUUGGGGUCUGGACACACAGGAGCGAGUCCUCUGGUGGGAAUUUUUCAGGUUCUGGACCCCUGAGCAAGCCCAAUUACCCUGUGGUCCCAUGCUCACCAAUGAAAAGCCCUGAGAUCCAUCCCUCUGACUGAAUAACUGUUACAGCACUGGGCAGAGGACCCAAGUCUGCUAUUAAGCAUCUUUGGCCUUUCAUGGAUGAAUAAAGUCAUGAAUAAAUAGGAAUAAAGAACUGA